Anopheles merus is the source of this 9623-nucleotide messenger RNA. It is a transcript of the gene Snrk, whose product is annotated as serine/threonine kinase SAD-1. The transcript has 11 exons. Gene Ontology annotation, biological process: microtubule cytoskeleton organization; intracellular signal transduction; protein phosphorylation. Gene Ontology annotation, cellular component: cytoplasm. NCBI's taxonomy places the organism in Eukaryota, Metazoa, Arthropoda, Insecta, Diptera, Culicidae. Bases 1362 to 5030 code for a protein of 1222 amino acids. Gene Ontology annotation, molecular function: protein serine/threonine kinase activity; ATP binding; tau-protein kinase activity. The record is from RefSeq and is a predicted model, not a curated record.
AAAUUGUGUAGUAUUGUAGCGGGCAGCUCGCCCAUUUUCCAAUUGGAAAAUUGUGUUUGUUUUGAUCAACGCUACAGCACCAGCGAGUGUAGGCGUUUAUGUGGAUGCGUGUGUGUGUGUGUGUUUGUGUGUUUCAGUACGCGUCAGUACAAGAAUAGUUCUCACACUCCAGCAACACCCUACACCCCCCUUGUUGUUGGUCGGUUGUGGAUUGAAGCGAAAAGAGCGUCACCGUGAAGGGAUGCCUUGGUUGAAGCAUAAUAUUGUGAUUGUACUUCCGGCCUUAAGCAGCAAAAACAAAACAAAACAGAAGGAAGUAUCACAGCCACACAGUUCCAACUGCAGUGAUGCCCAGUAGGUGGGGGUUUCAAACUAAACGGGCGGAAAACUGGUGAUGGCUUUUUGUGUAUCAUCUAGCACACCCACCACCAAAGAAAGCCAUCAGGCCGCAUCAGGUUGGCAUUGGGUGUAGCUUACAUAAUGAUGCUAGUUAGCUCGUGUCACAGUAAUAGUGGUGCCUGCCUGCUGGCGGGGCAUCGUCUAGAAGCGCCCUAAAGCCUUCUGAUAAACAGCUACAGCAAACGACGUGGAAGAUUUACUGCCCCUGUGGUGCCUAAGUGCAAACGCUGAAUCGUGUCAGAGCAGAAAACAAAAUGCUGUUAACGAUUAAAGCGGCAGCGAGACGACGGUUGUCGUCGUUAUAGAAUGAUCGUUGCUCAGUGAAUUUGUUGUGUUUAGUGUCCUGAUUGGUGUAUGUUUCAGUGUGUGUGUGUGUUUGUUUGUGAGAGAGUGAGUGAGUUUGGGGGUGGAAAACCAAAGAGUUGCGGAAAAAGUUCAUCCAAAUUCCGGGCCGCAGCUGUACAGUGAGUGAGUGUGUACCGGCUGGUGGAGCGUUGUGGAGUGGUGUGCAAAGGAGUGUACGUACCGUACGGUCGGCAUACAUUGCCGCAGGACGUGUAUACUGUGUGGCGGAGGAAAGGAUAGAGUCGGCUCUUACGGUGGUCAAAUUUUGUGUUCGAUUCGAUCCGGCCGCCCCACCGGACACCGGCCAGCGUCGAGGAAAGCGUUCGGAUCAUUCCGCGUCCACUGAAGUAAAUGGUGACUUUUGCUAAAUGGCAUACAGCGGAGUGAUCGAAAAGGAGUAACAAUCUUCCCCGAUUCGCGUUCGGAUGCUGCUAGAGAGCGAGUAGAAACCACACCACCACCACCACCAGGUGGUCGUCACACACGUAUCUGACGCAAGACGGCCGACGGUUCGCGGUGCUGUGCGGUGAGCUGCGUUGGACCGUGGGGGGCGAGGGGGACCCCGUGAGCAAAGUGCCAAGUGCCAAGUGUCGAGCGCGCGCACGCCACCUUUCAGCAUGCAGCGGUCGUUCGGUGGCCUGUCGGCGGCCAGCCGGGCAGGAGUUUACGACGGCAAAAUAGCCGGCCUGUACGAUCUGGAGGAAACGCUCGGUUCGGGCCAUUUUGCCGUGGUAAAGCUUGCCCGCCACGUCUUCACCGGCGAGAAGGUGGCGGUGAAGGUGAUCGAAAAGACCAAGCUGGACGAGAUUUCGCGCGCCCACCUGUUCCAGGAAGUGCGCUGCAUGAAAUUGGUCCAGCAUCCGAACGUGGUGCGGCUGUACGAGGUGAUCGACACGCAGACGAAGCUGUACCUCAUACUGGAGCUGGGCGAUGGCGGCGACCUGUACGAUUACAUUAUGCGCCACGAGAAGGGCCUGUCGGAGAACGUGGCCCGGGAGUACUUUCGGCAGAUCGUGCGCGCCAUCUCCUACUGCCAUCAGCUGCACGUGGUGCACAGAGAUCUGAAACCGGAGAAUGUGGUGUUCUUCGAGAAGCUGGGCGUCGUGAAGCUGACUGACUUUGGCUUCAGCAAUAAGUUCUGCCCGGGCCAGAAACUGGAGACGUCCUGCGGCAGUUUAGCUUACUCGGCGCCGGAAAUACUGCUCGGCGACUCGUAUGACGCACCGGCAGUCGAUGUGUGGUCACUCGGUGUGAUACUGUUCAUGCUGGUUUGCGGUCACCCACCGUUUCAGGAGGCGAACGAUUCCGAAACGCUUACCAUGAUCAUGGACUGCAAGUACACGAUGCCUGCCCACGUGUCGGACGGUUGCCGGAAUCUCAUCAGCAAAAUGCUCGUUCGUGAGCCAGAGAAGCGGGCCACGCUGCAGCAGAUUGCGCUGGACGUGUGGCUGAUGGAGGGCAGCUGCGAGGAGACGCCGGAAAAUCAGCCCCUAGUGAGCCGGGAGCAGGUCAGCGAGGAGGACCAUACGCUGAUCAUCCAGAAGAUGAUCAAUGGCAAAAUUGCUACCAAAGAGGAAAUCUUAGAGGCUUUAGAUCGUAACGAGUACAAUCACAUAACGGCGACCUACUUUUUGCUGGCGGAGCGAAAACUUCGUGCACACCGGCAGGAGGAAGCGCAAAAACGGAAACCGGAGCUAACGUUGCCGGUUUCGAACAGUACGCGGUUGCUUCAAAAUUUUAAGAAAAACGAAGCAAAUGAAGAUGAGGAUACGCAGGAUGGACUGCUGUCAGCGCGACUGGGCAUGCAUCUGAGUGUACCCAGGACGCCGGGCACGGAAACGGGCCAGACCGGUCGAAGUCGAAAGUGCAGCAUCGUGCAGGAAGAGGAGGACGACGAGGAUGACGUUCAUUGUGCUGGCCACGAGGAACUGUCCACGCCGCUGAACAGGAGAGGGUCCCGAUCGGAGGGACGCAUCAAUGUAACCGUGCAGGAUCGAAUAGCAGAAUCGGAAAGGCUAAAACUGGAGGCGAAAAAAUAUCAACAGUCAGAGCAGCAGCAGCAGCAGCAAAGCCGGCUCAGCGCUGACGAGGAGAGCGACAGAGAAUCACAAACGGAUCAAGUCGAUGGUGGCGAUGCCGGUAACCAUCAGCGUGCACACCCCCAAACGUCACCGCUGCUCGGUGGCAUUGGCAACGUAACGCUGGUGACGAGCGAAAACAGCAGCACGAAAGAUCGGCUAGGGAUAGCGGGCGGUGGGCUGCACCGGAAACCGAUGCCGGAGCUGAAGCGGCACGUCGGCGGCAGCAUCGAUUCGAAAAAGUCAUCCAUACUGAAACCAACGCUGGUAAAGAUUACGGACGGGGUGGUGGGCGUGCGGUCGGGUUCGUUCGAUCAGUGCAUGCGCAACAUGGCUGGCGGCGGCGGCGGUGGAGAGCUCGUAACGACCAAGAUCAUUACCGACAGCUCGACGAUAACGAUACCGAUACCGACGCUCAACAUUGUUACCGCGUCCACGAUACCGAAGUACAAGACGAUGCCGUCACCGACCCGGUCGAACGCGAUCCUCACCUCGACCACCAACUGUCUGAACGAGAUCUUCGAGGAGGGCACGGACGUGGGCAGCUCGGACAGUACGAGCACUACGCCCCGGCCCGUCAUCCGCAGCCAGUUUGUGGCGGCCCGCCAGCAAAGCCAACCGGCCGGCAAUGGUACGGCGAGUGGGGCGGCGGCCAGCACCGGCAACAAUGUGCACCGGCGCACCAAGUUCAACAACAAAUCGCGCACCGCGUCCUGCAGCAGCUCGGACGCGUCGGACGACGAUUCGGAGAAUCGGAAGAAGCGGGCGCACAAAAUCGUCGACGCUACGGUUAAGCCGCUGUCGCAGCGGCGCGACUCGCACGACGACUCGAGCGACUCGCAGGACCAGGGCAGCAAUGUGGCGGGAGGGGGCGGUGCGGGCAAACCACUCAUCAGGGGCAUCUCGGGUGCCACCACGAACGGUAGCAGCAGCACUACCAGCAACGGUGGCACUGGUGGCGGCGGUAGCGGCACUAGAAGCGGCACUGGGUCUUCGGCGACGGACGAUAAGCAUGGCGCGAGCAAUCGGCAGAAAUCAUCGCAGCCCGUCGACUUCCGGCGGCAUCGUGGGCGAAGGCGGCCGGUCGAGACGCGGUUGCGCGAAAGUCAGUCCCUGAACCGCAUCACCGAGGUGCAAGAGUCGGAGGUCGGCGGCGGUGGCGGCGGUGGUGGUGGUCAUUCCGUGACACAACAGCUGGCCAGCAGUACGGUCGUGGGCACACCGCUGGUACAGAUGGUCACUUCUAACGGUGCCGUGGCGAAACCGACGACGGAACCACCGAACGCAACGGACGGUGCGGGUAGUUGCGAGCAGCAGUCGGAUAAAAGUUGUGAUAACGCAUCGUCUGACCGGGCGUCUGGAGAACCGGAAUCGGAGCCACCGGCAUGCCGGGAAGCCGGUACGCCAAGCAGCACAAAGAAGGGACAGUCGGGGAAGGCGGCAUCGCCCCGGCAGCAUCACCACGGGACGUCCAAGCCGAAGGGGCUUAGUGCGAGAAUAUUCCACACGUUCAAGAAGCAACCGGUGGCUGCGGUUACGACGACGACCGCUGCCAGCAAUGCGGCCAGCGCUAUGAGCGAUCCACCCUCUACCGGCUCGGCCGACGACAUUGAGAUAGUGGUCGAGCUGGCCAAGGCACUGAACAACGCGUCGACGGAAGGGGGCAAGACUGGCAACACGAAAAAGAUCAAAAUUCUUGGCCGCUACUUUCAGGUGCAUAAGAAAAUUUACGUUCCCCUGUCCGGUUUGUUCCAGCGGGGUCGCCUAUACAAGGCCCAGUCCUGUGGCUCGAUCGUGCGCGACAAGGUGAACGUAAACCCGAACGGCGGUGGCGCCGGCUCGCAUGCCAACACUACCGGCCGCCAUUCAACGAUAUUCACGGACAAGAAUCGUAUCAUUAAAAAUUGUCUCGGUGGUGGCGGCGAAGCUGCUGCCCGGCAUCUCGGCAGUGACGGUGACAUAAAUCACAACGGAGGUUCCCAUCAUCAGCACCAUCAGCAGCAUCAGCAACUGCACAGCAGUAGUGGUUUUCUGGCAUCGCUCUCGGCUACGGGCGGCGGUGUCGGUGCGUCCAGCGAAUGCAUUGGCCGUGGUUCGUCCCCGAUCGAGCUUGUAUCGACCGGGCGCCGGUCCAGCAUUGUCGAUCAUGCGACACCGGUGCUCGGUGCGGCAGCCGUGACACCGCCCGUACCGAUCAAGACGGCGUAGUAGAGCCGUUUUGAAGGAGCAAAAACAAAAAUGCUAAAAUUCUAAAACCACACACACACACAGCUAUUAAGCCAAAGAGAUUGUUUUGCAAAAGAAGUGUGAGGCUCGUUCUCGGUGUCCUGCUUACCCUCCUGCUGGCGCUCCUGCCCGAAGCGCCGAUACAAAUGACAUGCAAUGCAAUUUUGUUAUCGUAUAUAGGUAGUCUCCCCAAUACCCACGCAAAAGGACAAAGUUUGGUCGAACUGUUUUUACUUAAUUAAUUUGUUCCACGUUUCGAAAGUUUUUACACAAUCAAACCACUGUUUAUGUACAGUUUGUCCCAGUUUUUUUUACUAGCGAAAGAGUGAUGGAGGGAAUGGAAAUGAUCGCAAAACCCAUUGUAUACAUCAGUUUUCAUUAGGAAGAAAACGGAAACGACACGUGCAAUAUUUCGUUGAAUGCGUUUGACACAGGGUUACAUUCACUCGAUAAGUUAUCAUUAGUCCGAGAUCAGUUCGGUUUGUUCUGCGUGCCCAGUGAAAGCGGAAUAGAAAAACGGAAGGAAUAGGUUGUAAGGUGCAAAGUAUUACGAUACGAUUAAGUUAAACUCAUUUGUUCGCUUGUUUUUAAACGGUUACAGCUGGUCUCGGACGAUUGUCGCACAAUGGUCACAGAAGCCGGCAGUUUGAGCUAUUUUUUAAGUAAAACCCAGAAGUUGUGUGACACGCUCGCGAACCAAAUAGUUUGAUAGUGCGACGAUGCUGAGGUUUGGAAGGGUUUAAACAGAAGGGGAUUAUGCAGCUUAUUUACCAUUUUCGUAUGUGGACUUGGUCAAAAGGACUGGAAAAAGCUCGACCGACACACUGACGCUGACAGCAAAGAAAGUAAAAUAAAAUCCUAAGCUUAGAACCGUUGUAGUCUGCAAAGCAACAAGGUACAUAUAAAGGGCACGGGAAAGCUACUUUCCCAGGCACAGGUAGAACAAAGGGAAAGUCAAACCAGGAUGUAGAUGUUGUUGCUGUGUCGCCCGCCCGGUUUGGUGGUUUUUGUGUAGUAGUAUGGCACACUAUCAAAGUACUGCAGAGUAAGACAGACACACACACACACACAUACACACAUGUGCAAGAAGCAAAAUACUAACACUAUUUUUGUAGCUAAUUUACCACAUUUUUACGCGUAUCAGUAACUUUUGAUAACAAAAAAUCUUACCAUUUUGUCGAUUACUUGAACAGCCGCCGCCGCCGCCGGUUUUGUGUGUGUGUGUGUGUGGUCCCUGUGGUAUGUUCACUUUUCAUACCCGGGAAUGUGUGUGUGUGUGUUGAGGGAAGGCGCCGCCGGGAAAGGGGAUGUGAGUACGUGCGUGUAUGAGUGUUUCCGUACGAUUUAUAUUUUGUGUAUGUGCUGUGCACAGGCCAAUUCACUUCUUUCUCAAUGGGUCGGUUUUGGGAGCGCGGCUUAAUAUCGUUUAAUCGUCUAUAAACCGCCCGAACGCGUGGAAUGAAUGUGUUAGACGUUAAGCAUUAAGCAUUGACAAAAUCGAAUCUACUUGAAGAUAGUACGAUGUACGAUGAAGAGAGAACGAGAUACGGUGGGAAGGAGGUAACUGAUAGUAAACUCGAAUCGAACGUAGCGCGCAUGAACAUGUGAAGAGAAUUGUGUGUUCGCUUAGCACUGCAACUACCAGCUACUAUGACUAUAACUAUUACUACUAGUACUACUACUACUACUACUACUACUAAUGCUAAGACUACUACUACCGUAAGGCAAAAACAUCCCGUCGGGCGAAAGGGGCAUUUAUUAGGCUUAAGAGAAGAGUGUAUGUAGCUUGUAACUGAACUGAAUACAAUCAGGAUACCUAUACUAGACAGGGGGGAGGGAGGCAGCUUAAGUGUGUGUAAAUUAACGUUCGAUCCAUCAUCUCUGCCAUCUCCCACGCGGGGGGUCGAAAAGCAGGCAAGCAAGAACGAUACCACCGUCUCUCGGACGUGCGAAGCCGCCACCGCACAAACACGCUGCUGAUAUUUGUUGAUGCGCUGUUUUGCACUGUGAUGUAUAUUUCCGGUGUGUUCCUUAACAAAAGCAAAAAAGCGAACGAUGAAUUGCUAUAUUUUGAUUUUUAUUUAAAUAGAAAAGGGGAAUAGAGACAUCACCCGGGCAUCUAACGCACGAAACACAGGAAUGAUUCCAUCGAUGCUCUGUUCAUCGAUGCUCGUGUUAAUAGGUGUUGAGAUAGAAAUUGUACUUGUCGGUCAGGCAUGUAAUUUCGAGCACAAUUUGCACGAGAAAACUUGUUAGAUAAACACACACACACACAGACAGACAGUAAAACUCAAUCCCAAAACCGAUGGGCACCCCCCCCACACCCCACACCUGAUCGUAAUCCUCGCAAUCCCAUACGUGCAUACGUGAGUGUUCGCGAUUGUAUGCACGCUCAUCACAUUCUUUCUGUUUUGGUGGUCAGUUGAUAAUGAAAACACAUUCGUGAUUCGUGGGGCCGGCUGACUGCUCUCCUCUGCUCCGGGUAGUAGCAAGUCAAUGGGAAAUGUGGGUAGAUGUAAGUAGUGUUGCGUGGCGCUGGAAUUCCGCAUUCAAAGGUGUCGCAUAAACAGUACAGUAGCUCUUCUCGAAUAUAGCGUAAAUGUAUACAAAAAAAAAAGUACGAAUGCUGAUUAGACGAGGAAAGCGUAGCGUGGAUGGAUAGGUUCUAGUUUAUACUAAAAAUCACCGUACAAGCACUAGAAAGCGGAGCGACAAUGUCGUUUCCCAAUUUGUUAGCGAUAAACAGGGGGGGAGGGAACGAACGAAUGUACCAAUGAGAACAAAACAAACUUACACAAACAUACAUUAGUGAUCGUUAUGUGGGAUGAUCGUUUAGAUUUAUUAUUAAGAACAGUGAAACACGCAACACUAAAGAUUAGACGGGCGGGGGCACACUUUCUGUACAGCAAAACCCCAUUUUGUCACCAGCCACCACCUUCAUGGAAUACCUAAUAAUAACUCCCCCAUUUGGCCCCCAUUCUGCUAGGAUAAGAAUGAGGCGUACAGAAUGUAUAAGAUAUAUAAACAAAAGAAAGAGAAGAAGAAAAAAAACUUUAAUUGCGGUGCCGUCGAAACGAACAAGCUGGUCUUGUUUUGUUAUGGUGUGUCACGUUACGUUUAUAAGAAGCAUAUAGCAAAAAAAGAAAAGAAAAGAAAAUUAUAUGAGCGCGAUAGUAAGUUAUUGUUUAAGGCAAACCGAAGGAGAUUUUUUGAAAAUUAAAUAAUUCUGCCACUGUCGGAGAACACAUACACACACACACACACACAGGCAAACUAACACUUUCCUAAUCCGUAACACCGUGCAGUGGCUAAACAUUCAUUUCGCUCUUUCGUGCCUCCCGGUAACUACUUACAUUUUAAUUGUUUUUGCUCGCCCUCUACUUAACUGGUGCUUUUUUAUGCGAAUGAUCCAGUUUUUCCCUUUAACAUACACUCACACACACUCACACACGCGCGCUCUCAAUAAUUGUAUAACACGAUUGUAAGAGUUAGAGGGGUAAAUUAGAAUACAAAAAAGCGUACACUCUCAUCGAACGUCUUUGCAGCGUACUUUUUGCUCGAAAACAAUAAUUAAAAAAAAAAACAAAAAAACAAUACAAAUCCAAUUCCACAGAAACAGGGGGGAGUGAAGAAUAGUUAAUGCAAAAUAUACCUUUCCAAAUCUUUUCAAUUUAAUAAAAAAACAAACUCGUACAAGUUUUUCUCGAACAAACAAAAAACAACAAUAAACAAACUAAUAAUCUCAACCCAUAAACAAAGUCCAGCUAACAAUAAUAGCGCAAAAAGGAUAAAAGAAACUAAACAAAACUGUACCAUACAAUGAAACAAUAAGCUAGAACAGAAAAUGGAGACAUUCGUAUUGGAAAAAAGUUAAACAAACCGAUUCAACAGUUGAAAAUAGAAGUGUCACAUUGAAUGUGCGGAAGAACAAAACAAAAUAACAGCAGCACAGCAGUAGUGCAACGCCGGUGUGAGAGAGCGUGUAACUAAGCAACCCGGUUUUGAGAACUCCAACCCUCCAUAUGUAUGUGCGUGUGUGAGUGUGUGAGUGUGUGAGUGAGUAUGUGUCUGUGCGUGAGUGUAUCGUGUGCAUGCUACCAACCAUGUUGAUGAUGUUUUAGCUGCAAGCAUGUUCCUGGUGUAAAGACAAAUCUGGCAUAGGCACACAUAGAAAGCAGAACACAAAAAGCAACCCUUUUCCCCAACCUUCAUCGUCUAACUGUGUGCAUUUUAGUGCAAAAGGAAGCAAGGGCGCCCCCUCCCCAAAGAAACAAGCACAUUCGAAUGCGUCAUCAGUGGCAAAACGUCAAAUGAAAAAGGAAGUGAAGAAACGGGAGCAGUGACAAAUAAACACACAACACACAACACACACACACAGAGCCAAUAAGUAACACAUUCUCGAAAUGCACGCCUAGUGUAGUGGAUAGUAGUAAUAAUAAGAUCAUCUUCACAACCACAAUCACCCAGAGAACGCUGAGCAGCAGCAGCAGCAGCAGCAGCCACACGUAGUAGUAGGGUGUAAGGGAAAAGGAAGAAAGAGAAAGGAGAAAGAGAGCGAGAGAUAGUGAGUGAACA